AUGUAAUUGGGGGUGCAUUGCUCUUAUGCAUGAGUGUCCCCAACAUAGACCACUAGUGUGCCUGUAACGUCCUCACCCACACAGACCUCCCACUGCAUUUCCUGGCACGAGUGGGCAGACAGCAGAGUAUUAUCCAGUGCAGCAUCACAUCCUGAAACUCUAGGAAAGCAGAGUGUAUACUGCUACAGCAACGCCCUGUAUGCAGAAGCCCCCAGGCCCAGCCUGCACUGUAGAGGGCUGUCCUUCCACCCACACCCAGCUUCCUCCCACCCUCUCCCCUCUCUCUCUGACCCUCUCCCAGGCCCGGAUCUCAGGGAAGUCUCUGCUGCAGACACAGGAGGCUGCUCUCACCCCACCAGAACCAUGGAAACGUCAAAUUAUGGACCGAUGGGUCAUCAGUACCAGCCCGGAUACCCAAUGAACCCAGCGGUUGGAAAUCUAGCAAUGGCUCCAGUGGCAAAUUACCCACCAGCUAUAAAUCCCGGGAUGGUUCCAGCUUAUUACCCUACAGUGAACACGAAUUCCCAUGACCCUCAAACCGCACCUUACCCCCCAUUUACAGGCAUCCCUGGCUACGAAGGCAUGGCCGGCGGUGAUAGCAAUGGAAAAUUUCUGCCACCUCCACCCAUUAUUGGGCCAGGACCUGGAGCCGUGCCCCCACCUGCAAGCAAUGACUGGACGAUUCCAACCAUCUCAAAGGAUACUGCUAAACAGGCUCUCCUGGAAUACGCCAACGGCAAAUGCUGCUAUGGCACGUCACCAGUCCAAGAGAUGGAGAUUACCCAGCUCAGUCCUUUCAGUACCUACAGGUAUCGCUUGGAAACAUUCACCGAGUCACGGGCGUGCGAGGGGGUGACUAAACCCUUAAACGAUCAAGCAAUUGACUCUGCAGCCAACGGCCCGGCCCCUCAGCCAUGGGAGAUCCCAGCGCAGCCCCCGACCCUCUUCAAUGAUGAAAUUCGGAAAAUGCCGGUUCCUCACACCUCUUCCAAGAAGUCCUGCCAAGAGUGCAAUGGAAAGGGGAAAAUUAUUUGUCAGGCGUGUAAUGGAAACAGCCAGGUGAAAUGCAGCAACUGCGACGGCUCCGGGACACGCUCCGGGGAGGAGUGCUCCAAUUGCAGCGGGUCUGGAACAAAGGGAUGCAAUGCCUGCAAUCAGACAAAUGUCCAGACUUGCCCAGCCUGCAGCGGGAAGGGACAAGUUAUAACCUACAUUGAGCUGACGAUAACAUGGAAGAAUAACCUUUUUGAAUUCAUACCCGACCACCACUCGGACUUCCCGACCGACCUCUUCAAGAAAGUGUCUGGAGAGAAACUGUUCAUGGAUGAACAAUUGUUGGUGCCGCCCCUGAUGAAUUUCCCGGAGCAGUCCAUUAACCAGGCGUCCCAGAACGCUGUGCAGCAGCAUUACUCUCAAUACAUCUCCUCCUGCCGGAUCUUGAAGCAGAGACAAUCCAUUGAGUGGCUGCCUCUCAACAAGGUGGAGUACACCUGGAAGGGGAAGAACUGCAGCUACUACGUCUAUGGCAAGGAGAACAAGGUGGAGACCAAGAACUAUCCCGACACCUGCUGCUGCGUCAUUCUGUGACCGCCGCCUCUUGCCGCAGCUACACAAGAUCAUUUUUAAAUACUAGUGUCCCCCCCCCCCCCCCCCCCUUCUUUAACAACUGUGAUAUUGUGCACACCUACACCUACAGAAUUCCUCUCUGAGUUACAGCUGUAUCCUACGCCAAUGCAGGACUUUGUUGGACAAUGCAUACGGUGUCCAGCGGGUUUGGUGAAUAAUGUGUAUUGUGUAUUUUGUGUGUGUGUUGUAAGAGCUGGUGACCUGCAACAUAUUUACAUGCCACCAAAAUGAAGGUCAAUGUAAGAAACCUGUUACAGUUUAGGAUAGAUUUAAUUGAAAUGAAAAAUUGGGGAUUUUCUUUCUUCCUUCUUAUUAUUUUACCUUUUUAAAGAGACUUUUUUCAUACCUUUGUUUUAUUUGCUGUGUGUGACAUAAAGCUCUGAGCCACUAGUGUUAUUUUUUUUAAACAGAUUUGGUGAAUUUAGAUCCUUUUUGUGUAACAGAAGUCGUUUUGUCAGUAAACCUUUUUCUAUAUAA
Molecule: messenger RNA, 2103 nt
Organism: Pseudophryne corroboree (corroboree frog)
Lineage: Eukaryota; Metazoa; Chordata; Amphibia; Anura; Myobatrachidae
Product: protein SSUH2 homolog
Exons: 13
Coding region: 364-1587 (407 amino acids)
Molecular function (GO): heat shock protein binding
Source: RefSeq, a predicted model, not a curated record